UUCACAUUAACCUCCAGCACAGGAGGAGAGGCUAGGAGAAGGCACAAAGCAGCCAAGGUAACGCGCAGGAACGCGCCGUGGGGAGGCAGCCCGGCGUGCGGCGGAGCCCAGCGCGGGCAGGCAGCCCCGGCCGGGAGGCAGCGCGGUCGGCAGGGCUGCGAGAGGGCACUCCUGCCCUGCCCAGCCCGGCAGGUCCUGCCAGGGCUCGGGGCCGGCUCUGCAGUGCCCACAGGAUCAGGUGGUUGCGGAGCCGGGCGCAGCCGUACGAUGCAGCUGAGACGAGCACAGCCCCCGGCAGCCUCCGGAGCUGCUCUCCAGAACAAGGCGACCUCUAAGCUCCAAUCCAUCACAGAAACGAUGUGCUGAUACUGCAGGACACCAGGGCAACAAUGGAAUACCAGAUAUUGAACACAUCUACCUGUCUGCUGGUCCUUCUGGUUUUCAUACCCACUGGUUUGGGUAUCUGUCCUUCUAGCUGUAAGUGCUCAGGAAACGACAGGAAUGUGGACUGUUCAGGCAGAAACUUAACUGUACUGCCCCAGGGACUUCAAGACAACCUUACAUAUUUAAAUCUGUCCUUUAACCAGUUUGUAGAUCUCGAUCAUCAGCUAACGAGGUUCACCAAUCUGAGGACCCUUGAUAUUUCAAAUAAUUGGCUCAAGAAUGUUCCCGCUCAUCUGCCCAAGUCCUUAUGGGAAUUAUAUGCCACAAACAACAACAUUAAAGUUCUUCAGAAACUUGAUACAGCUUACCAGUGGAAUCUUAGAGUGCUCGAUAUUUCCAGGAAUAUGGUGGAAAGAGCUGUCCUGAUCAACAACACACUGAGCAGUCUCAAGUUUCUCAAUCUCAGCAGCAACAAACUUUGGACAGUUCCAACCAAUAUGCCCUACAACAUAGAGACAGUGGAUCUAUCCAAUAACUUCUUGUCCCAGAUACUCCCAGGAACACUGGUGAGACUGCAACACCUCACAAGCCUCUACCUGCACAACAACAAGUUCUCACACAUUCCUGACAAAGCUUUCGACCAGCUGUCCCAGCUGCAGGUAAUAACUCUGUACAACAACCCCUGGUCCUGCAGCGAUAACCAAAACAUCCCUUACGUGCUGCAGUGGGUGCAGGGCACAGCUGCCCGUGUUGUGGGGGCUCCCUGUGCUGAGCAGCCCUGGCCCUGGGCGAGCACCGCGCCAGCCCCGGCCCUGCCCACGGCCCUGGACUCCAGCCCCAUGAUCAAAGGCACCAAGGCAGCGGACAGGGAGGCUCCCGCCGCGGCGCCCGAGCCCACCGAAGUGACCAAAACGCACAAACAAUUUAAAGCCAAGGAAGUCCCUCCCUUGGCCACCCAAAGCCACCCGGCUCCGUUCCCCGGCACCCCCGACGGCCCCCAGGAGGCCGCGGCCACUCGCACAAUCCUCGUCCAGGACUCCGGCCAGGGCAACGCCAGCCUGGCCCCGGCCACGGGAUCCUCCACCACUCCCGUGACUUUAAGCAUCACCAGUGGAAUGCCAACAAACUACUCCAAGAUGCCUCAAAGCACAACCGCUACCUUAAGGAAGGAGGAGGCCGCGCCGAGCGCGCGCGUGCCCUCCCGCGCCAGCCGCUGGCAGGUGGGGCUGCUCUGUCUGCCGCUGCUGCACGCCCUGGCCCUGGCUAUGGACUGAGGCCUUGCACCCCGGGGAAAUUGCUGAGGUUAUUCCUGUGAUAACAGCUGGAGUUAACACGCCCAGCUGAAAUAAUGAAUGAAAGAAAUUCAAAGUCCUGACUCUGAUCUGAAGAAAGUAACGGUUCUUAAAGACGCGCACACUAAUGUCUUGAUACUAAGCUGCUACUUAUUUUCAUAUGUCUUAAUUGAGUACAACUAAUCUAUUAUUUUGUUUUUAAAAAUGUGCUUAUUUUGUAUUUAAAUUUUUCAUUUUACUUGCACAGAAUAAACACAUCGGAAUUUUAAGUACUGAUUUUACGUAUGAUUUUGUCAUUGAACAACUGGAAAAAAACAGAAGGCCUGUAUCAUAUCUGCAUUGUCUUGCUUGACUUGCCAGUGAGCAAUUCCUGUAAUAUAGCAGCAGAUUCUUUGUAAGUUAUGAUGACAUGCAAAAGAAAGGGAAAAAAUAAAGGAACUAAACUGAACUGUUUCACUAAUCAGAAGUUAUUCCUGAGCAAAAUCGCUAGCAUGUAUAUCUACAUUUGCUUCAUAUGUAUUAGAGUAUCUUAAAUAUGAAGAACAACAGUUUUGAAUUUAGGAAUUAAAUAAGACAAUGCCAAGAUGUCUGCUAAGAGGGUGUAAACUGAGAUGGCAACGUGGUCCAGCUUCAGCAUGGGACAGUGGUAGGGGCCAGUAUCCUUCUGCUCUGGCUUGACUUAGACACUGCAGGCAAGUUAUUGCUUUCUCCAUAUUAAAAAAAGAAAAAAAAAGAAGAAAAAAAAAGAUAAAAGUAGAGAAAAAUGCCAGAUGUUCAAUGCCAUGUCACUGUCAAACACAAAGGAGUUACCUACCCAAAUUAAUGACCUGGAAGCCCUUGACUUUAUGUCAAGUGACAUCCUGAAAUGUUAAUAUGUUCUGCUUAAAAGAAUACCACAAAUCAGCCAGAACGUAGCAAACUACUACCAGUAAAAUGAAAUAUCAGCCGAUUUCUAACACAAGUCAUGUAACAAAUCAAUUAAGCAGUUAGCUGGUAAGCUGUCAUCGAAACGUUCCUGACUCUUGUGACUCCAAAGAGAAUGAAUCCAGUCCAUGGCACUGAACAUGCCCAAAUCCCUGCUUCCUAAGGGCGAGCAUGGAUGCUCUUCUCCUCCACAUCUGCACCGUCAGCCAGUAGAAAUAGCUGCACGCAUGGUUCUGUCCACUCUAGGAAAAUUAUUUAAAUUAUGGCACAGGUACCUGAUAUACUACAGAUGAAGUUUUGCAAACAGCAUGAAAUGAAAACCGAAGAACAAGUUAACUGAAAAAGUAUUAUCCACUUAAUAUUACAGAUCUUAUACAAUGUUUUCCAUUCAUUCCAGGCCAUUUAAUUUCCAGUUAUUGUAGCAUGAAGGUGCUGCAAAACCCAGAAAACCUCACAACCAAGACUGGAGUCCUCU
Onychostruthus taczanowskii (white-rumped snowfinch) is the source of this 3075-nucleotide messenger RNA. RefSeq names its product oligodendrocyte myelin glycoprotein (gene OMG). The transcript has 2 exons. Lineage: Eukaryota; Metazoa; Chordata; Aves; Passeriformes; Passeridae. The coding region runs from base 390 to 1658 and encodes 422 amino acids. The record is from RefSeq and is a predicted model, not a curated record. Gene Ontology annotation, biological process: neuron projection regeneration. Gene Ontology annotation, molecular function: protein binding.